Molecule: messenger RNA, 2276 nt
Organism: Plodia interpunctella (Indianmeal moth)
Lineage: Eukaryota; Metazoa; Arthropoda; Insecta; Lepidoptera; Pyralidae
Gene: hgo
Product: homogentisate 1,2-dioxygenase
Exons: 10
Coding region: 145-1446 (433 amino acids)
Biological process (GO): L-phenylalanine catabolic process
Cellular component (GO): cytoplasm
Molecular function (GO): homogentisate 1,2-dioxygenase activity
Source: RefSeq, a predicted model, not a curated record
ACAGUCCACACAACAAGUCUCCAACACGUUUCUGUUUAUCUGUAAACCUGCUACAUUUGCAUAGCCGCUGGUAAACAUCUCUAGAUAAUUCCGUUCGCGCUCAGAUUGCUGGAUGUGGUCGUAGAAACCAGUCUCGAAGGAAUAAUGGGAGAUUUAAAGUAUUUACGCGGCUUCGGCUCUGAGUUCUCGUCCGAGGACCCGCGGAGGCCGGGAGCACUGCCGGUCGGUCAGAACAGCCCCCAACGCUGUCCCUACGGGCUGUACGCUGAACAGCUGUCGGGGACUGCCUUCACCGCGCCUAGAAAUGAGAACAAGAGGUCUUGGCUUUACAGGAUUCGACCUUCAGUGGUUCACAAGCCAUUUAAACGGGCCUCGGUUACCAAGUAUCUGACCCACAACUGGGAAGAACAAGAACCAGACCCAAAUCAGUCCCGUUGGCUUCCAUUCGAACUUCCGUCGUCUCCAGUGGAUUUCGUCGGUGGUCUGCACACCGUGUGCGGCGCGGGGGACCCUAAAGUAAGAUGCGGUAUCGCCAUACAUGUCUACCUGUGUAACACCUCCAUGGACAAGUCUGCCUUCUAUAGCAGCGAUGGAGAUUUCCUUAUUGUGCCCCAACAGGGUAAGCUGAAAAUCACGACAGAAUUCGGUGUAAUGGAGGUGGCGCCCAACGAGAUUGCUGUCAUCCAACUCGGCAUAAGGUUCGCCGUGGCUGUAGAAGGUCCUUCCAGAGGAUACAUCUUGGAGGUGUUCGGAGGUCACUUCACUCUCCCGGACCUGGGUCCAAUCGGUGCGAAUGGCCUCGCCAACCCCAGGGACUUCUUGACUCCGACUGCGUACUAUAUUGACCAAGAAAUACCCGGCUUCAAGAUCCUGAACAAAUACCAGGGCGCGCUAUUCGAGGCGGAGCAGAAUCAUUCCCCGUUCGACGUGGUGGCGUGGCACGGGAACUACGCGCCUUACAAGUACGACCUGGCCAACUUUAUGGUCAUCAACUCCGUGUCCUUUGACCACUGUGAUCCGUCCAUCUUCACGGUGCUGACGUGUCCGUCAACGAAGCCCGGGACUGCCAUCGCUGACUUCGUCAUCUUCCCGCCCAGGUGGUCCGUGCAGGAACACACCUUCAGACCUCCCUACUAUCACAGGAAUUGCAUGAGCGAGUUCAUGGGCCUGAUCUUGGGGUCGUACGAGGCGAAAGCGGGCGGGUUCCUGCCGGGCGGGGCCUCGCUGCACUCCAUGAUGACCCCCCACGGCCCCGACCUCCAGUGCUUCACCGGCGCCUCCGCUGCCGACCUCAAGCCUGAGAAGAUUGCUGAGGGGACACAGGCGUUUAUGUUCGAGUCUUCAUUGAGCAUGGCGAUCACAAAGUGGGGAGCGGAGACCUGCCAGAAACUGGACCCAAAGUACCACCAGUGCUGGCAGAACCUCCCCAAGCUGUUCUCUCAUUAAAUAAACUUGUGAUUUCUUGUCGCAUUGUAAUUAUAUAAUAGUAAGGACCUGUUUCACUGCUUGCUGAAGUAUCUGUUUGAUAGCCUAUACAUAAAGGCUUGUUACAUAUCGCAUAGAUAGUGUGUUUCACAAGUGUUAGAUAGGGCUAACUGUCCAAUAUCAAACAGAUUUAUCUAUUGGUUAGUUUAUUUGUCAUAUUACGAUGUCAGAAAAUAGUGAUAAAGGUAAGGUAAGGUAAGUGAUGUACUAAAACAUUGUUAAUUAAAGACCGCUUCCCAGACUUUUAAAAUAUACUUUAUAUACGUGCAUGUAUCUUGUAUAUACUAAAGUCAAAGUUUACUCAACAAAUGUAUUAUUGAAUUGUCAUAAUUGCAUUUUAUUUCAUACAAUUCCUAUAUAUUUAACGUACCUAUACAUAUAUGUAUAUAUAUAUACUUCAGUAAAGACAUACAAUAAAAAAAAUCAAAUAUAUUUUUUUGUUGGUCUAUUUAUAUAGUUCGAUGGGUUUGUAUUGCUAAAAUUUCAAAAACCUUUUUGACAACCUAUAUGACAUUUAUAACAGACAAGCCCACAUUAGCGUAAUCUCAAAAUAAAAUUAGUUGAGUACUUAAUUACCCGCUGACACGCGCAGACAUAGAAACGUCACACACGAAUUAACUACAGUAGCACCAUAUUAGUUAUAAGGCGAACGGCGGACUUAUCAAUCCUCUGGCGAAUUCGCGCCACGCUUGCCUUCUCUCGUGUAGGAAGUAUUUAAGAUAUUAUCUGUAUCUUGUAUUAGUGUAUUAGUAUAUAGUUUCAUAAAUACCAUAAAUAUACUAGCAUUUAAA